CAGAGAAAUCCGGGGGCUGAAACCGAUCCGGCAUAAAUGAGACGAUACUGCAAGGAGGCUGAAAAGUUACUGGUUUGGAGGCCCCUCCUCCUCCUUUUAUUCGUCCCACGCCGAGACACCUUCCCCACUCCGCCCCGCCUCCUUGUCGCUAACUAGAAAAAGGAUGCCGUCUCCUGCCCAGGCUGAGAGAUCGCCCCGGGCGACAGGAAGGGGGGCCCACCACCCUGAAGGGGAAUCAAGUCUUCUCCAGCGAUUGCCCAUUGAUUGAUUGAUGGAUGGAUUGAUUGGCGCGAGAACGUCGUUGAGUUGCAACAGUUUUAAGCCUCUGAGGAAACCAGGGAGCUGUGGGCGGAGAGGGCGCUUUAGAUGCUCAGACCGAGCAAGCACCGGGGUCUUUUAAAAGAAGAAGGAAAAAAAAAAACACAACAACAAAAGCAUGAAGCGGUCGAUUUAGUGGUCGUUGCAUGGAAAGCAACCCCGGCUUGCUUCGCGCGAAGUUGGUAGGAAGCUGCGCGUUUGCUUUUUGCUCCAGUGCCUGGAGAGAGAGAGAGAGAGAGAGAGCGAGAGAGCGAGCGAGCAGCUCUUUUCCUUCGGAAAUUGAAGAAUUCCUCCAAGGGGCAAACAAUCGGGAACCGCGAGGGAGGUUUGUGACUUGAAGAGCCGGCGAUUUGCUCCGUCUUUGCUGGUUGGACAGGACACAAAACCAAAAAAAAAAGGGGGGGGGGAAAUAAAGUUCCAGCUUUGUCAAAGUGUCCCACUGGCUCUUUCGGCCACUUUUCUUUGCUGCUCUUCGGCAGCCGCCGACCUUUGCCCGGUGCCCUCCUAACUUCUCGUCUAGGCCGCGAUUUCCCGUCCCCUCUCCUCUGACGGAGCAGAAGCAUGGAGCUUGUUCUCUGUCCCUCGUGUCGCAUGAUCCUCCGGGACCCGGUGACUGUCUCCUGCGGCCAUUCCUUCUGCAGGAGAUGCCUGGGCGAAACCUCGCCUUCCGAGUGCUGCCUCUGCGGGGAGAAACUCGGCCUCCUGGGCUCGCGGAAGCCGAGCUCGAACGUCCUGCUCGGGAACUUGCUCGAAAAGGGCUUGGAUACGGCCGCCAAGGUGGCCCGGUUGAAAAGGGACCUGCGGGAGCUGGUGAGCAACGGGGACUUCCAGGAAGCGAUCAGGACGCUUCAGAAGGGAAUCGGCUUGGCUCCAGAUGAUCUUACAUUAAGGCUGUGCAGAUCAGAGCUUUAUGUGGCUUUACAGGAGUAUGAAGGGGCUCUUGAGGAUUUGGAGGUUCUAUGCAAGCAGAAGCCAGAAGAAUGUGAAGGCUUUUUUAGAAAAGGGAAAGUGCUCUUGGAUUUAGGGAACCAAUCAGAAGCCCUGCUGCAGUUUCAACAUUGCCUUAAACUGGACUCCAGUUUCCAUGCUGCUCAAAAUGAGAUAGAAAAGAUUCUCACAAAUGAUGCCUCCCCUACUCCUGGUACUGUUAUGGAGUUAAAGAACAAUGGCAGUCAGAAUUUGGAAGGUUGUAAUUCAAGGGAACAGUUGACUUUUCUUGGGAGUUUUGAAGGCGAAACCCUACCGGAUAUGAAGAUGCAAAAAGAAAAUUGGCUGGAAGAAACUAUGCCUGAUCAUAGCCAGGCAGCACUUCCCGUGCCUCAAUGGAUGAGGAAGAAAGGCGAGAGUUGGUCAGUGUGUAAUGUUCAUAAUCUGACUUUUGCUCUUUCCUUUUGUGAACCAGAUUUGGAUGAAGAGGAGGCCUCACCAGAGACUUCAGGAACUAGAUCACCAGAAACAAAAUCUGUGAAAGACUAUUAUCCAGACUUCAUGGGCUUCCUGACUACAUCAGACUUGGAAUGUUCCCUUUGUAUACGUAUGUUUUAUGAACCUGUCACGACACCAUGUGGCCACACCUUCUGCAAAGAGUGUAUGGAGCGUUGCUUAGACCACCGACCCAACUGCCCACUUUGCAAGCAAAGCCUGCAAGAGUAUCUGAAAGCUGGAAAAUACAAUACUACCAUUCUGCUUGAAGAGCUGAUGACGACAGUCUUCCCUUCACAACUGGCAGAAAGGAAACUAGUCCACCAAGCUGAAAUGGUAGAACUUUCAAACCUAAACAAGAAUAUCCCCAUCUUUGUGUGCACCAUGUCAUUUCCAGGUCUCGUCUGUCCUCUUCAUGUGUUUGAACCUCGCUAUCGACUCAUGAUGCGAAGAUGUCAUGAGACUGGCACAAAGAUGUUUGGCAUGUGCAUGUAUGAAAAUGGAAAAAACUUUGCUGACUAUGGCUGCAUACUGGAGAUUCAGAAAAUAGCAUUUUUCCCUGAUGGACGAUCAUUGGUGGACACUAUCGGCAAGAGGAGGUUUCGAGUUUUGAGACGAGGGCACAGAGAUGGCUACCACACUGCAGAUGUUGAAUACUUGGAAGACGAGAAGAUGGAAGGAGAAGAACAGACUGAGCUCCAGAAUUUGCAUGAUUGUACCUAUGAGCUAACCCAGAGAUUUUAUGAACAUGGGGGCAGGACUUUCCGACAGCUUGUGAUGCAUCAUGGACCACUUCCAGAAAAAGAGGAAGACAUACAGGCAUCGCCAGAUGGACCAGUUUGGUGUUGGUGGCUUAUAUCUGUCUUGCCCCUUGACUUGACCCACAAGUUGACCAUUUUUUCUGAAACCUCCUUGAAGGCACGCCUCACCCAACUAAAACAUAUUCUGAACAUCAUUCUGGAAAGUCGUGACUACAGCAAUUAAUACUCAGACUUGUCACAAGGAAGUUUUACAUAACAUAGAAGGCAGGGAAGUGGGACUUCUGGAGAAGAAAUGACAAACUGCAGAUGGCUUGGCAAAAAAUGGAACUGACAACCACAGAGGAAUGAACUGGCGAAUAGACCAGCUCUUCAUAAUUCUUCUCCAGCCAAGGAGAGAUUUGAGAUUGCCCAUAAGUGCUCUAUACAGUUGCGCCUCAUAAUGCCAAUCUGGUGCCCUCCAGAGGUCCUGGGACUGCAAUUCCUAGAACUUCUAGCCAGCAUGGUUGACUGGGAAAUUCUACAAGUUGUGAUCCCAGCACAUCAAGUGGAUGCUAAGUUAGGGUGGUCAAAGCCUUAACAUCUUUAUUUCCCUCUUUAUUGUGAUUAUUUUGUUACUUUAAAACUGACUUCAGUUGUAGUCCUUGAAUGAGGACCCUGAAACUGGUCUGCAGUUGUAGCAAGAUUUACUACAAUGGUAUGUAGUAGUAGCAAGAUUUUUUUGAAUGGGUUUUGGACCGACGGGGAUAAAAGAUUCAGUAGUAAGAUGUGAAUUGUAUUCAAGUGAACAUAUUUCAAAGCACCUUACACCAUGAGAAUAGGAAAUAAAACUACAAACGCUGGGACUUCCUGAGGAAAUUUGCCUUAUAUCAUAUAUUGAUGUUUGCAUGGGACUCUUCAACAUAUUUUUCAUAAUGUAUGAUGUUCUUUCUUUCUAAGUUACGUAACUCACUGCUAUUGAUUGUAGGGUAAAAGCCAACUCAGAAAUGAGGAACAUGACAGAAGGGCUGGUUUUCUUUCCUGUAUUUUAUUCUGAUUGCUAUUUAAUGACGAAUUUCAAAAGGGAUCAGAUACAAUGACAUGCUAUUGAAAAAGGUAGAUUAGAAUACUUCUAUAAGAGAAAAAAGAUUUAAAAGCUGAUUGGGACAGAUAAUGUGUAGUUACCCAGAUGUUCAGGAAGUACAAUGAUUUCUUACCAUUUGGAGAGCUAUACUUUCCCAUCAGUCUGAAGCAGGCCGUUUUAAAGAUUUAAUUUACAGAAAAUGCCUAAAAGGAAACCUGAAAAUGAAAAUUUAAUUGUAGACAAUUCUCAUGGGAUGAAGUGAAUAGCUAGAGAAGUAACUACGACCUAAAAUGUAUAAUUCAGGAAUUAAUCUAGGUUUCAAGACACUAAGGUGGCAGAGUAUUUAGCUGAACCAAUCUGCUGCAUAAUUGUACAUACUAUUAGACAAAUUACUGUGAAUAUAUAAAGUUUGAUAUGCAUGUAUGUAAUAUUAACUGAACAUGUACACAUAGUAUAGGGAAUGUCUGAAUAGUUCAUGAAAAGUCAAUCAUUCGUUCACGUUUAAGAAGUCAUGGGAUUUUUAAAACAGCUGCUAAGCGAUUGGUUUGUAAAAUUUGCCAAAGAUUAGAAUUAUUUUUAGAUAAAAUGUUUUUGUGCUCCAGCCUCAAGAAUAUGGAUUCUGAGAAUGAACAGCACUGUACAAUACAGGUAGGCCUCAAUUUAUGACCAUAAUUGGGACUGGAACUUCUGUUGCUAAAGUGAUGUCAUAAAAUUACCCAAUUUUAUGAUCUUUUUUGCAGCAAUUGUUAAAUGUAUCCAGCUUCCCCCAUUGACUUUGCUUACCAGAAGCUGACUGGGAAGGUUGCAAGUGCUGAUCCCAUGACCCUGGGAUCCUGGAAUUGUGAUAAAUAAAUGCUGGCUCUCCAGCUCCAAAAUUACAAUCAUAUGACUGGGGAAACUUAUGGUUAUAACAUAAGGAUCAGCCAUAAACCACUUUUUUCCCCAAUACGGUUGUAACUUCAGAUGGUUCCUAAAGGAAUAGUUCUAAGUUGAGGACUAACUCUAUGUUGUUGUUUUUUUGGCAGAUUUUAAGCCUGCUGUGAUAUAUAGCUGUGUUUGCUUUUAGUUGCACUUAAACGUACACUCCUUAUAACAAUGUGUUUAUGUAAUUUAAAAUUGGCUUGCCAAAAAGAAUUAAAACACUGUAGAUGAAGGGCAUAUGCCACAUUAUCAUUGAAGCUGCUCCACUCUUGUGCUUCUUCUGGUUUGACUGUUAAGUGGUUUAAGAAAAUUCUGUUCAGACUCAGAUACUUUGUCAACAAAUUGCAAAGUAUUCAAUCUGGACUAUAGGUUAUCAUGUCCUCCCAUUGGACAAUUCCUCUUGUGCCUGCCUACCAUUCUGUAUCAGGCAAACAAUGGCCAGACAUUUUCUUUUCUCUGGAUGGAUCGUCUUAAAGAGAUAUGUUAAAAAUAUAACUUGGAGAGAGAGUUAAAAAACUGGACUUGGACAGAGGAGAGCCAGAUUUUAAUGCUUCCUUAGAUAUAAAAACUGGAUCAGUGUCUUUGGGCUAGUCACUGUCAGCUCACUCAGGAAGUUGAAAACAUUUAUCCACCAAUGCACAAUGGCUGGUAUGGUGACCAACAACCUUUAAUGAAGAGAGCUUCAUUCUGCAAUGAAUUGCUUUGGGAUAAUAAUGCACACACAUACACAAACAAACAUCCUAAAACAUAAAAGGAGGAAGGCUUUCACUGCAGCCUCUCAAUGGCCUUGUAGAUUAUUUUGGCUGCUUAAUUGCUGAGUGUGAAGGUUUUCUACUUCAAAUGACAAAUUAAUGAAAUGGUGGAAUUAUUAAUGAGAACGGAUAAAUAAAUGGAAAUGAGGGAAACCUGGAAAAGCUUUUUAAAAGAGCAGUUUUCUUUGGGGUGUCAAACCAGAAUUCUGAGUGAACAAGACAAUUGUUUCACUGAUUAUACUGUUGUAACAAGAUAAGAAAGCUUUAAAAGCUAUUAGAACUAAUGCUAAGGAUUGGUUCAAUUGAAGAAAUGGCCCUUCUUCUGCAGAGUAUCCAGUUGACCUUCAGCUGCAGCAAAAUAAAAGCAUCUUGGCACAAAUAGAAAGUGUCAACUAAAAAGAUACUCCUUUGGUCUUUUUAGCUGCCAGAAAAGGGGAGUGGGGGGAAACGACAUUCCUUAAAUGCCUAGGCCCUAGAUAAUCACCCCGGCAGCCCUGUCAGAGCCGUAAGAAAGUUAUU
This is a messenger RNA of Notechis scutatus (mainland tiger snake), 5753 nucleotides long. Lineage: Eukaryota; Metazoa; Chordata; Lepidosauria; Squamata; Elapidae. The record is from RefSeq and is a predicted model, not a curated record.